Molecule: messenger RNA, 1942 nt
Organism: Danio rerio (zebrafish)
Lineage: Eukaryota; Metazoa; Chordata; Actinopteri; Cypriniformes; Danionidae
Gene: bmp16
Product: bone morphogenetic protein 16
Biological process (GO): positive regulation of developmental process; positive regulation of multicellular organismal process
Cellular component (GO): extracellular region
Molecular function (GO): growth factor activity
Source: RefSeq, marked provisional
GAGAGGAGCGGGUCUGUAACGCUGGACAAACCAUGGACUCUGCAAAACGCCCACUUCACCUGGACGUCCAACAUGUUCCCUGCUAGCCUACUGGUUCUGAUGAUCCUGCUGCUACCUCAAGCCUCAUCAGGUCACCAGGAGGGUCCCAGUCAGACUCAUGGAAAGCUGGACAGCCUUCUGGAGCCUAGUUUGGCCCAUACCAUCCAGAACCUCCUGCUAACCCGCCUGGGCUUACAGUCGCACCCCAACCCCAGUACAGAGGCACAAGUUCCCCAGUAUCUUCUGGACUUGUAUCGAUUCCACACUCAACAGUACCAUCUCAUCGAGGACCCAGAAUUUAGUUACCCCUCAAAGCAUGUGCAAGGAGCCAACACAGUCCGAUGCUUUCACCACACAGAUUCUCCGACUCCGAGUCUUCCAGAAGAGCAGAAGACCACAGUGGACGGCAUCCACAUAGGCUUCAACCUGUCCUCCAUUCCUUCAGAAGAAAGUGUGGUGUCCGCAGAGUUACGUCUACUCCAUGAAGGGUCAAGUGGAGGUUCUCACGUGGCCAGUCUUUACCUUUCCAACCAUGACCCUUCAUCAAAACCCAUUCUGCUCCAUUCACGUCAACUGACCAGAGACAGGAAGAGUGCCCAACUCUGGGAAACCUUUCCCCUGGAUAGAGAAGUGUUUCAGAAUUUAUCCAAGACGUCAGGAAGCCUGUCUUUUAUCCUGGAUGUUAUUCCUGAUAAUAACAGCAGCAGUACUCUUCCUAAAGACAGACAUUUGCGAGUACGCAGAUCCACAUUGCAGGACGGGCCUACUUGGGAAAGGCAAAGGCCUUUAUUAGUGACCUACAGUCACGAUGGCCGCAGCGAGCCUUUUGUGAAUCUCAAUAAGCGUAAAAGCAGCCGAAGCAGGAGCAGAUGGACCAGGUUUAAGGGUGAUAGGGGUCAGGGCUCUGACUGGAAUGAAAGGCGAGUGAAACGAAACAACAGGAGGGCCGCAAAACUCAAAAGACUCUCCCGCGCUCGUUGUCGUCGGCACCCGCUGUACGUGGACUUCAAAGAUGUCGGCUGGAAUAAAUGGAUCAUAGCUCCAUCUGGUUACGAUGCUUUCUUUUGCCUCGGAGAGUGCCGCUUCCCACUGGCUGACCAUAUGAAUUCAUCAAGCCAUGCCAUGGUGCAGACGCUAGUCAGCUCUGUAAACGGAGCCGUGCCGCGACCAUGCUGCGUCCCUACAGCUCUCAGCCCAAUCGCUCUACUCUUUCUGGACCAGGAGGAACGUGUGGUGUUAAAAAACUACCAAGACAUGGUGGUGGAGGGAUGUGGCUGUCGAUAGCCAGAUACUUAUGGAAUAAACCAGAAAUGGUGGACCUGAAUUAGGAAGAAAGAAACUGAAAGAGAUGAAGAAAGCGAGGUAAAUGGACACGAGAAACGUAAUCCUCCGGAACUUAGCUUUGACUUCUUGUGUCCAAUGAAGCAUUGUAUUUGUGUGAACUUUGACCCUUAGAACAGUGAUUCCCAACGCUACUCCUGGAGGCACACCAACAGUACAUAUUUGGGAUGUCUCCCUUAUCUAUAACCUUCAAGUUUUGGAGUUUCUACAAAUGUUCUGAUGAGUUGAUUCAGGUGUGUUUGAUUAGGAAAAGGUUAACAUGUUGGAGUCCCUUCGGGAACAGGGUUGGGAAACACUGCCUUAGAAGCACUCAAGACGUGUUGUGUCUGUCUUAUUAGUACACUCCUGCUUUUUCUGUCUUAGCUGUGCAAUCUUUCCUUUGUUGUGUAAGUCCUUCUCUCGUCAUUGACAACUCAAAGGGACCAAGAAUUGACUCUUGCUGAGCGUUUCUGCUGCCGGACAGACUUAAACCGGAGGAAGAAGAGUGAACUCUUCUGUGAAAUCUCUGGUCGCGAAUGAAUCUUCAGAGUAAUGCACUGUGACAGAGACGAUAACUGAUUGC